GGCAAGAACAAAGCAAACAGCACGUAAAUCAACUGGUGGUAAAGCCCCACGUAAGCAACUCGCCACUAAGGCAGCAAGAAAGACAGCCGCACCAACCCAAGCUGCCGGUGGUGUCAAGAAGCCACACCGUUAUAAGCCAGGUACCGUCGCUCUCAGAGAAAUCAGACGUUACCAAAAGUCUACCGAAUUGCUCAUUCGUAAACUUCCUUUCCAACGUUUGGUAAGAGAAAUUGCACAAGACUACAAGACAGACUUGCGUUUCCAAUCUUCUGCUAUCGGUGCACUCCAAGAAGCAAGUGAAGCAUACCUCGUCUCACUCUUCGAAGACACCAACUUGGCUGCUAUUCACGCUAAGAGAGUCACCAUCCAACCAAAGGAUGUUCAACUCGCCCGCAGACUCCGCGGUGAACGCUCAUAAGUAGCAAAUUAGCUGUCGAUUUCUAUUGUUUCAGUAAUUGUAAUCUAUUGAAUGUAUUUAAG
Wallemia mellicola CBS 633.66 is the source of this 480-nucleotide messenger RNA. Its product is annotated as histone-fold-containing protein. Gene Ontology annotation, molecular function: protein heterodimerization activity; structural constituent of chromatin; DNA binding. Gene Ontology annotation, cellular component: nucleosome. Lineage: Eukaryota; Fungi; Basidiomycota; Wallemiomycetes; Wallemiales; Wallemiaceae. The annotation marks the transcript as partial. The transcript has a single exon. The record is from RefSeq and is a predicted model, not a curated record.